UCAAAUAACGUUAAUUUUCAACUAUAAUUAAAAAAAUUUUUUUUUGGGAAAAAUCCUGAUUUUCCUGUUUGUAAAUUGAAAAGCAAUGGUUAGCCAACUGUUCACUGUACCACGGGUUUCCUUCAUUCUCACCGUUUGUAUAUUAUUCAGUUUGGCUUUAAACUUGAUCUACAACAAUCCUGAUGAAAAAUUCAGAAGAAAUUUGAGAAAGUAUGGCAGGAGAGACAUUCAAAAUUUUAUUGUGAGGAGUAUUCAAGUCCGGGAAAACUAUGGUCGGUGCGUUUUUCCCUAUACUCUUACAGAUGCGCAAGGGGUGUAUCAACCAGACAGGAAGACCACUUGCAAGAGGCGAAGUUGCAGAUCCAAAUCGGGUUGGGUCCUUUGCAGUGAAAAUAAAUGUUAUAUUCGUAAAUUAUUGACAGAAUCCAAGGGCAAGAUAGACUGUGUUUUCACAGAUAUAAUAAGGACUUCAGAUCGCAAAGUGGGUUACGGUAUCCCUCAUCGGAAUUUUCAGCAGUAUCUGCUAAAUUCUAGUGAUUUUGUGAAAGUUCAGUGCAAUGCUUCAAAUGGUGAUAGAUGGGCUGGAGAUGUUAUUGGAACUCGUCCUAUUCUCGUCCCUAAAUCGGCUGACGACAAGCCUAAAAAUGAUAAAUUUAAUGUUUUUAUUCUUAGUUUAGAUUCCUUAACAAAAACUGAUUUUCUACAAAAAUUACCGAAAACGUAUUGGUUUUUGAAGCAGCAAUUGGGUGCGGUGGAGUUCCGGGGCUUCAAUACCAUUGGGAAUAUUCGCUCUCAAAAUUUGAUUGGAAUGCUAACCGGGCAAACUGAACUUGAGCUCCCAGAAACGAGAAAAGCUAGUCCUAGAUCGUCUCAUCUUGAUGUUUACCCCAUGAUUUGGAAAACUUUCCGAAAUGACGGAUAUAUCACUGCCUUCAAUGAAGAUUCCAUUAGAGAAGGAGUUCUAAAUAGCCAACACAAAGACUUCCUGGAACAACCGACAGAUCAUUAUCUACAAACCUAUCUGACUGAGAAGAAACAAUACUUUAGCAACAGUACGGAAUGUUGUUUUUCCAAUUAUCAGAGGCACCAAAUUUUAUUUGAUUAUACCAGUAAGAUAUUAAGUGGAGAACGUAAUAAGUCUAAGUUUAUUCUCAAUGUUCAUGAUGUAACUAGUAGUGACAAUCUGUUUGUUUUGGACCACGAUAUUUUCAAUUUUCUGUUUGACCUUCAAGAAAAGGAAGCACUCUCCCGUACGAUUUUUAUUCUGGUCUCCAAUACAGACCAGCCACUCAAUCAGAAUAAUGUCCCAUUAGAGGAGAAGUUAAACCAGAGGAUCCUUUUCGCUAGUGUGGUGCUUCCUUUGCAAUUUCAGAAACAAUUUCCACAGGAAUAUUCGAAUUUUCAAAACAACACAAAUUCCCUGAUCACCUCCUUUGAUAUACAUGCCACCCUCGAGCAUGUGCUUCAACUCCAGAACAAUCAAAGUGAAGGACUUCGCAGCUGCAGGACGCGGUCAAUAUCGUUAUUCAAGCAAAUACCUCAUUAUCGUUCAUGCGCCCAUGCUCACAUUGAACCCCACUUGUGUUCUUGCCUGGGUGAAACACCGAUUAAUAUCAACAGAGUGAUCCUGAUGGGUGCCGAAAAUAUCGUCGAUACGGUGAACACAUUCUUAGAGCCCUAUUGGAAAUUUUGCCGCAGUGUUACGCUCUCUGGCGUUAUUGAUGCUGUCAAGCUAGCACCACAGAAAGCCCUCCUCCAAUACAAAAAACUGGAUGAUGUCAUUGGGUAUAUUCCAAACCUCAGUGGAAGCACAAUUGUUCGUAAUGAAUGGUAUCAAAUUCAAGUUGCAAUAAAUGCAUCAACAGAAGCUCAAUCUAUAAUUGAGGGAAUUGUCAGACAUGAUUUAUGGAAGGAUAUAUUUGAAACGAAAAUUAAAGACAUAGUUCUUAAGGAAGGCGGAAUUGGUCCUCAUUGUUUAGCAAAAGUCGGAAAGCCGAUGUUGAAAAAAUUAUGUAUUUGUAAAGAAAUAAAUUAAAUGAACUUAACUUUUAACAACUA
Molecule: messenger RNA, 2058 nt
Organism: Hermetia illucens (black soldier fly)
Lineage: Eukaryota; Metazoa; Arthropoda; Insecta; Diptera; Stratiomyidae
Exons: 1
Coding region: 86-2035 (649 amino acids)
Source: RefSeq, a predicted model, not a curated record